GAAAAGUAAAAGAGAAAACAAAGCGGACAACCCCACGUUAAGCAUAGAAAACCUUUUCUUUAUCGAAAUAUGAAAACAAAGAAAGAGAAAGAGAUGCCCACACUGUUCAACCUCAUGACUUCUUCUUUUUCUUAAUACACGUAUUCAACCCCUUCCUCUUUCUUCAUCUUCUUUAGUAUACGAGAGAGAGAGAGAGCAAAUGGAAUCUGAGGGAGUGUGGUUACCAUUUCACGAGCAUCCUAUGAUGCCUUGGAAUGAUCUGAGGAGAGGUGAUUGUUGUGGAAGAUAUGAAUCACAGAGUGACGGCUACUAUUGUAAACUCUGUGUCUUUUUCGUGCACAAGAAAUGUGGCAACGACGAGCUCUCUGAAUUCAUCAACCACCCAUCUCACCCCGGGCACACUCUCGAGCUUCAACAUGAAUCAAGUAACAGAUGUGACUUUUGUCGUUGGAAAAUCUCAAAGCUAUUCUACCGUUGUGACAUGUGUGACUUCGACUUGGAUCUACACUGUGCCAAGCAACAACCACCAAAUGUUAUUGACAAUUUUGAGACCCAUCCCCACAAGCUCAUACUUCUCAAGAAAGGGACUAAGUUCGACUGUUCUGCUAAAUGCGGGAAGGCUAGUGGUGGACUUCCUUACAAAUGUGAUGAAUGCGAUGUAUCCUUCCACGUGGAUUGUGUAUGGCACCCAGCAACAAAGAUAAAUUACUCACCAGAGGUAAACCACCCUUACCACUCCUUGCAUCCUCUUAAGCUCCUCACAGGUCCACCACCGGACUAUUCUGAUGGUAAAUGUCGUCUUUGCGGAACAGAGAUUGGUGAAUAUUUUUAUCACUGUUCAUCUUGUAACUUCACUGUGGAUUUCCAUUGUGUUCUUAUUCCACCACAAAAAUCUCUUGUUGAUCCGAAAGUGCAUGAUCACCAACUCACCCUUCUUCCAAGACUCGAUUCUUUUACAUGUAAUGCUUGCGGUCUAAAGGGAGAUCGAAGCCCUUACGCAUGUUUUGAUUGUGGUUUCAUGAUCCAUCAAGAUUGUCUUGGCCUUCCACGUGUCAUUAACAUCAACCGGCAUGAUCACCGUGUUUCUCGUACUUCCGUUCUUGGUGACGCUGCUAUGAAUUCUGUGUGCGGAGUUUGUCGCAAGAAGGUGGACUGGACUUGUGGUGGGUUUUCUUGUAAGAGGUGUCCUGGUUAUGUCGUUCAUUCUAAAUGUGCUACCAGAAAAGAUGUGUGGAAUGGGGAAGAACUAGAAGGAGUACCUGAAGAAGAAGAAGAUAUAGAACCAUAUGUGGUGAUAGACGACAACACAAUACAACAUUUCAGCCACAAAGAGCAUUACCUCAGAUUCAAUGAGAAUGGUGUUCUGUAUGAGGAUACCAAACGAUGCAGCGCAUGCACCCAUCCCAUCGGUCUUCAAUCUUUUUAUAGCUGUGUGAAUUGUGAUUUUUCUCUACAUCAGAAUUGUGCUGAAUGUCCUAAAAGGAGACGACAUGUACUACACAAUGAACGGCUCACUUUAGUUACAAACAAGGACCUAGAAGUCUUCAGUUGUGAUGCUUGCUAUCGAAGGUCCAAUGGUUUCAUGUACAAGGAUGAAGAUAAGGAGUUUGAUGUCUUGUGCGGUUCAAUUUCUGAGCCAUUUUUCCAUCCAAGUCAUCCCCAACAUCCCUUAUAUUACAUUCCAACAGAAGAAGUAGAAAUAUGCAAUGGUUGCAACAGAAGGGAAUCACAUGUCCUCAGGUGCAUUGAAGGUGAUUGUGGAUUUGCAUUGGGAUUCAAAUGCGCCACUCUACCACAAGUGGUGAAGAAUAGAGUAGACGAUCAUCCUCUCUCACUGUGCUAUGGCGAAGAAGAGGAGGCAAGUGGUAAAUAUUGGUGUGACAUCUGCGAGAAAGAAACCGAUUCAAAGGAAUGGUUCUACACUUGUAAAGAUCAGCGGGCUAGUUUGCAUACAAGGUGUGUGCUCCGAGACUUAGCAAGAUUCAUGCCAAGAAGUGUAGUAAAGUUUCAGAAUCGAUCGUUUGAGGUGGUGCUCAAUAAAAGUGUAACUCGCCCAUUUUGCAGCAAGUGUAAGUCUCGUUGCAUUUACCCUAUCAUCCUCAAGUUGCUUGGAAUCUCAGAGACCUCCUUUUGCUCUUUUGAGUGCGCAUUUUUAUUUUAUUGGUUCGGGGAGAAAUAGCGAUAUAAAUGGAUAAAACUAUAAAGUGUAAUAAAGUAUGUCCAUGAGGCAAGAUGUUUAUUCGUUUCAGUUUCUUAUAUUUUCUAUUGGACAAGUUCAUUUCCAUUAUGAUCUCUCUAAUAGUCUAAUGUAUGUUAUCGUACCCAUAAGAUUUCUUAUAAGGUUUAGUCUCUAUCUUAUCCAUAAGGUUUGUUACAACAAAAGGCUAGCUAGCUGUUUUCUUAAAAACUAUAGGUAAUAGAUCUCUUUACGACUGAAAGAACAAUCACUGUGAAACGGUGUAUAACGAUUGUUGUUACUCAUAUCACCAUCAUUCUUUCUCUCUGUAUUGUCUCCGCCUAUCCAAAACAUCAAAGAAAGAUAUGUUUAUCUUCUCUUGGCUAGACAAUCUGUUGUAAUCAAACAAGUGUAGUAUUUUACAUUUUGAUAGUGCCAAAUGUCUUAAAAAGAAAUGGCAUGUGCUACACAAUGAACAACUUGUCUUAGUUACGAUCUAGAUUGGUUUCUCAUAUCUGUAGUCAUCUUUUUAUCAAUAUCAAUGAAAGCUUUCAUUUUCUCUGCUGCUGUGUUCAUCUACGUGACUUUAUUAUCCAUGAAAAAAUGAUAACAAGAAAAAGACAUGGUAAGGUUUGUAAAUAACAAAAGGGCAGCUGUUGUGACUAAAACAA
This is a messenger RNA of Brassica napus (rape), 2847 nucleotides long. RefSeq lists its product as uncharacterized. The coding region runs from base 200 to 2179 and encodes 659 amino acids. NCBI's taxonomy places the organism in Eukaryota, Viridiplantae, Streptophyta, Magnoliopsida, Brassicales, Brassicaceae. The transcript is spliced from 2 exons. The record is from RefSeq and is a predicted model, not a curated record.